AUGCGCCACACCAACGUAAUGAACAAGGAUGAGGAGACGAACCAAGCCGCGAGGGAGGCCAUGAAGGGCGCCUUCUACGGCACGGUCAAAUGGGGCGCUGCCGUGGGCGUCCUCUGCGGCGUGGGUUAUGCCGUGUCGCCGCUGUUCAGGAGUUUCACGAUUCAGUUCAAGACAUAUAUCGCCAUGUCCGGCAUUGCGUUCGGUGCCGCCCUGGAGGCGGAGAACAGGAUGAGCGCGUACCGCAACAUGAUGAAGCUGCAGCACAAGGCAGCGCGGAACGCCAUGCUGCAAAAGGCCCUGGACGAGGAGUACGGACCGGAGGAGGAGUAG
Molecule: messenger RNA, 330 nt
Organism: Thyridium curvatum
Lineage: Eukaryota; Fungi; Ascomycota; Sordariomycetes; Thyridiales; Thyridiaceae
Exons: 2
Coding region: 1-330 (109 amino acids)
Source: RefSeq, a predicted model, not a curated record